This is a messenger RNA of Carlito syrichta (Philippine tarsier), 4201 nucleotides long. It is a transcript of the gene SLC1A3, whose product is annotated as solute carrier family 1 member 3. The transcript has 10 exons. Gene Ontology annotation, molecular function: neutral L-amino acid transmembrane transporter activity; glutamate:sodium symporter activity; L-glutamate transmembrane transporter activity. Gene Ontology annotation, cellular component: plasma membrane. Bases 474 to 2102 code for a protein of 542 amino acids. The record is from RefSeq and is a predicted model, not a curated record. Gene Ontology annotation, biological process: L-glutamate import across plasma membrane; L-aspartate import across plasma membrane; D-aspartate import across plasma membrane. NCBI's taxonomy places the organism in Eukaryota, Metazoa, Chordata, Mammalia, Primates, Tarsiidae.
GCUUUAUUUUUCAAUUCUUCCUGGUCCCGAUUUUGCAUUUCUAAUGAAAGUGGACUGACAAAGCGUGAAAGUGGUCUAAGGAGCAAAACAAAGCCAGCAAGCAUGCUUCGGGUGUGCCAAGAUUCAUCAAUAUUCCAGAAACCUCGGGGUUCCCCCCUCCUGCCCCGCGCUGUUUUCAUUCCCCACUCCUCCUUUCCCGGACAUAGACUCCUCCCCUUUUCUUAAGUUGCCCCGAUAGUAACUUGCAGUUUCAGAGCCACAUGCAUAUUGUCAGGGCUAGCCUGCCUCGCUCACGGCGUAUUGCUCCUCCGUUGUACCUGCUGGGGAAUUCACCUUGUCAUUGCUUGGUAUCUUCCCACACUUACAAAAUCAGAAAAGUUGUAUUUUCUAACACCAAAGAGGAGGUUUGGCUACCUAAGGGUGAUUCCAAGACACUGAAGCACAAAGAAGAGACACUCCUAGAAAAGUAAAAUAUGACUAAAAGCAAUGGAGAUGAGCCCAAGAUGGGGGGCAGGAUGGAGCGAUUCCAGCAAGGAGUCCGUAAACGCACCCUUUUGGCCAAGAAGAAAGUGCAGAAUAUCACAAAGGAGGAUGUUAAAAGUUACCUGUUUCGGAAUGCUUUUGUGCUUCUCACUGUCACCGCUGUCAUUGUGGGUACAAUCCUUGGAUUUGCGCUCCGACCGUACAGAAUGAGCUACCGGGAAGUCAAGUACUUCGCCUUUCCUGGGGAACUUCUGAUGAGGAUGUUGCAGAUGCUGGUUUUACCACUUAUCAUCUCCAGUCUUGUCACAGGAAUGGCGGCCCUAGAUAGUAAGGCAUCAGGGAAGAUGGGAAUGCGAGCUGUAGUCUAUUACAUGACUACCACCAUCAUUGCCGUGGUGAUUGGCAUAAUCAUUGUCAUCAUCAUCCAUCCUGGGAAAGGCACAAAGGAAAACAUGCACAGAGAAGGCAAAAUUGUACGAGUGACAGCAGCAGAUGCCUUCCUGGACUUGAUCAGGAACAUGUUCCCUCCGAAUCUAGUGGAAGCCUGCUUUAAACAGUUUAAAACCAGCUAUGAGAAGAGAAGCUUUAAAGUGCCUGUCCCAGCCAAUGAAACGCUUGUGGGUGCUGUGAUAAACAAUGUGUCUGAGGCCAUGGAGACUCUAACACGGAUCACAGAGGAGAUGAUCCCAGUUCCAGGAUCCGUGAAUGGGGUCAAUGCUCUCGGACUCGUUGUCUUCUCCAUGUGCUUUGGUUUUGUGAUUGGAAACAUGAAGGAGCAGGGGCAAGCCCUGAGAGACUUCUUUGAUUCUCUUAACGAAGCCAUCAUGAGAUUAGUAGCAGUGAUCAUGUGGUAUGCCCCUCUGGGCAUCCUCUUCCUCAUUGCUGGGAAAAUUGUUGAGAUGGAAGACAUGGGCGUGAUUGGGGGGCAGCUUGCCAUGUACACGGUGACCGUCAUUGUCGGCUUGCUUAUUCAUGCAGUCAUCGUCCUGCCCCUCCUCUACUUCUUGGUAACACGAAAAAACCCUUGGGUUUUCAUUGGAGGGUUGCUGCAAGCACUCAUCACGGCCCUGGGGACCUCUUCAAGUUCUGCCACCCUACCCAUCACCUUCAAGUGCCUAGAAGAGAACAAUGGCGUGGACAAACGCAUCACCAGAUUCGUGCUCCCAGUAGGGGCCACCAUUAACAUGGAUGGGACCGCUCUCUAUGAGGCUCUGGCUGCCAUUUUCAUUGCUCAAGUUAACAACUUUGAACUGAACUUUGGACAAAUUAUCACGAUCAGCAUCACAGCCACGGCUGCCAGUAUUGGGGCAGCUGGAAUUCCUCAGGCAGGCCUCGUCACCAUGGUCAUUGUGCUGACUUCUGUGGGGCUGCCCACUGAUGACAUCACUCUCAUCAUCGCAGUGGACUGGUUCCUGGACCGCCUUCGAACCACCACCAACGUGCUGGGAGACUCCCUCGGAGCCGGGAUUGUAGAACACUUGUCACGACAUGAACUGAAGAACCGAGAUGUUGAAAUGGGUAACUCGGUGAUUGAAGAGAAUGAAAUGAAGAAGCCAUAUCAGCUGAUUGCUCAGGACAGUGAAACUGAGAAACCCAUCGACAGUGAGACCAAGAUGUAAACUAACAUAAAGAAAUGCUUUCUUGAGCACCGGGUGUUUAAAAACCAUUAUAAAAUGUUUCCAUCUCAUUCUCUCCAGCAAGCCCCUUAUCUCCCUUUACCUCCCUACUCUAAUAGCAUUGGAAAGUAGUCAUUCAAAAAACAUGGGAGGACUUUGCAGUGGCCAAAAUGUGUCAUUUUCAUCUACAUUUGAAAUGUUUAAAUCAUUUCACAUUAGUCUUACCUAGUAAGGUACUGAGAUCAAAAAUAUUCUUGAUCAAAUCUUACAAGUUUAUGUGGCACAAAAUCCUAUAAAUGUGAUUUUGUUUUUUGAUAAUUUAAAGAAACAAAUAGUAGGCUAAAAACAUUUUAAAGUCAACUUUGGAAAUUUAGAAGUCCUUCAGAACACAACUGAGUUUUAGUAGUAACUUGAACUGUAAUCGGUUAUCCUCAGUUGGACAGGAGAAGGGUUUACUCUCCCUUUCUCUUUUGACUGGUGUACUUAUUUUCUUAAUGGCUAGGUGUCCAUAUACAUCUAGCACAGCUCUAAGGAGGAGCAGAAAGUGAGGUUUCCGUGUGGACUUCAGUAAGUCACAUCUCAUCUCUAGGCCUCGAUGCUCUUAUCUAUAAAUGAGUGAUUUCCCUAGAUGUCUUGUGGUCUCUUCUAGCCCAGACAUCCUGUAACAUCAUGAAAGAGCCUGCCCUCUAUUUCACCUGGUACACCCUGUACUUCUUACUAUUCCCUGGAGCAUGGGGCUUUCAGAAAGGACACUUGAUGGGAGUAGACAUUUCUAACUAGGGGCAGGAGGGCUGUGUGGCUCACCAGGUCCUGUGCCCAAAAUGCCAGUUAUGCAAGUUGCCAGGUGGAAGACCAUUCCAGGAGUGGAAUUCUUCCUCAGACUCUUUACCCAGUUCUUCCCACCAGGGGAAGUAUUUCCUUCUUUCCUACUCUUCCCAAACCGAAGGGACUGCUCUGGGAAGGAUGUUCCCUACCACUCCUCAACUGACAAUAGAGUUUUCAAAAAUAAAACAAAGACUAGCAACUAGCAAGGGUGCUUGUGGUCAUACUAUGGAACACUAAAGAGCUAGGAAAGAAUGGAGCAUGGUUGACAUGAUAAAGAAAGGGUUUUAAAACCCCCAGAGUAUAGGUCUUUUUUAAGGAAGAAUAAAAAAGAAGAGAUUCGUUUUCAAUUUUUUUUUUAGCUGAAACACUUUUCUCUUGAGUUCAAAGUCAUUCCCCAACAAAGUCUGCAUACCAAAAUAUAAGAUCAUAUAUAUGUUAAAGAAGUCAAAUGAAUGAGCUCUCUCUAAUAGGGGUCCAUGAAUAGGAUGGGUGGUCUCUUAUUUGAAUUUUUUUUUUUUACUUCAAUCAAAAGUAUUUAAAAUGAAAGAAACAAGAUAUGCCUUUGUGUUGGAAUCCCACAUAUCAAAUCAUUCACAACAUCCAGCUGGAGUGGGGUUUGCUUUUGUUUUGUUUGUGUCCGUAAGAGAAAUGGUAGAAGAUAAAUCAGUAUGAAGACAAUGCCAAUAAGGUUGCAAGAAAAAAAAAAUCAGGGGCAUUAGUUGCAGGUGAGGCAGCUCCCAAGUUUAGAGGAGAUUAAUUUUCAUCCCCUACAGAAUAGCCGGUCAAAGACGCUGAGUGGGAGCUGUCAGAGAGUACAAGCUGUGUCUGAGUUUUUGACUGAAAAUGGUGAAGAAUGGACUUAAUUGUGCUAACAGACUGAGUUCUAGACAUACCGCCUCUGAUAUACAAUUAGAGAGAUUUUUAUAUAGAUCCCCAGCAUAUGUGUGUAUCAAAGUUAACGUUAGGUUGUGGUGGAAUAACCAUUUAAUGUGGAGACUCUAUUUGGGAAAUACACAACAAAAGUUAAUGUACAUGGCUGUCAUCUUAUGACACUAGUAGAGCAAAAAUUAAUCACGUCAACUUAAUUCUGUUACACAGUGUGCGUGUGUGUGUUUUUUCUUUUAUACUAACCAUUUCUUAUGGAAAGCAGAUCCCCUAGAGUGAACCUCUUGCCAGCCUAUCACAGGUUCUGCAUACAUAUAUGCACCCAGUGUGGACUGGGAAGCAUUACUUUGUAGAUGUAUUUUCAAUAAAGAAGAAAAAUAGUUUUACAUGAA